Condylura cristata (star-nosed mole) is the source of this 156-nucleotide messenger RNA. It is a transcript of the gene GPR15LG, whose product is annotated as chromosome unknown open reading frame, human C10orf99. The transcript is spliced from 2 exons. NCBI's taxonomy places the organism in Eukaryota, Metazoa, Chordata, Mammalia, Eulipotyphla, Talpidae. The record is from RefSeq and is a predicted model, not a curated record. Bases 1 to 156 code for a protein of 51 amino acids. Gene Ontology annotation, molecular function: G protein-coupled receptor binding.
AUGAGACUUCUAGUGCUCUCGAGCCUGCUCUGCAUCUUGCUUCUCUGCCUCUCCAUCUUCUCCGCCGAAGGACACAGGGUGAAGAUGUGCAAACCUUGCAAGUCAAAGUCAAGCUCUCCUUUUUGGGUGGUGCCCGGGGCACUCCCACAAGUAUAA